AUUCAUUCAAAGUUGACAAAUUUUGCAAAAAUUUUGUUUAUUUUUAAAAUCUAAAACAAUAUUCCACGUUGAGGAUGCAAAAAUACUCAAAAACAACCACAAAAUGAUAAAAUUCUCUUCAAAAACUGGACAGAAAAUGUAUGGUUCACGGAUAUUUUAGUCUUGUUAUGCUUGACGUACUAUGUUGAUUAAUAAUUCUACUGCAAUUAUGUUUCCUAAUAUUGGAUGACGAAAAUCAUUGAAUUGGUUUAAACUAUUUACAAAAUGUCUUCAGAGGAGGUCGAGCUGUUAUCUGAUAGUAAAUAUCGCCAGUUUAUAGCAGCAGUUGAAAAAGCGUUGCGAAGUUUUGAGUCGACAAGUGAAUGGGCUGAUUUAAUUUCUGCAUUGGGGAAACUAAAUAAGGUCAGUAACAUGACAUGUGACCGUAUACAGUACGUGUUAAAUUACGUAAGGUAAAGGGAUUUCGAGCAACGCUAUGUGCAUUUGUACUUAUCCAUUCCUGAUGCAAAAAGUUCAAAGUGCUGCUUGAGAUUUCUGUCUAUUAGAAACGAGGUGUUAUACAGCCGGCAGAGGCUAAUUCGGUACUGCCAGCUAUUUAGUAGAGGGUCGUACAGGGGUGUUCUCGUAAUAUGUGAAUAGUUGAAUUUAUUUUCCAAGAAACAGGAAUCUAAUAAAUUGUUAUUUGUGAUCUGUGAUACAAAGCUUUUGUGUGACCCGUGAAGAAUUUAAUUAACCAUUAAGCGCCAGCGCUCUCCCCUUUGACGAGUAAAAUUGUCUGGCAUUAGACAGAGUAAAAUACUAAAGUAGGGUGCAAUACGACUCAAUGGGUUAACUAGACACAUGGGCAGAUAGGCCAGUUAACCCAUUAAGCGUCAGCGCUCUCCCCUUGACGAGUAAAAUCAUCUGGCGUUAGACAGAGUAAAAUACUAAAGUAGGGUGCAUCAGGGUGCAAUGCGACUCAAUGGGUUAAUAACCGAUAUUUGUGAUUUCACCAUUUGUUCAAGAGUUUGACCUUAUUCCAUGUGAUUUUAAGUUGUUAGUAUAAUAUCUGUGAUUCAUUAUUUCUUUUCACCUGUGAAUUGUGCUGGAGACCCCAAGUACAAUACUACCGUCUAUUUAGUAGACUGCCGACUAUUUAGCAGACUGCUGGCUAUAUAGUGACUAUAGUUAAAUUAAUGUUGAAUUUCUAUAAGAUGAACCGAUCACAACCCCAAACCCUUCUCUAACUCUAACCUGUUGAAAGUUAGAAAAGGCUGGAAAAAAUUUUAAGAAAAAAAUGCUAAGUCAGGCAAAACAAAACCCGACCUGGAUUGCAUUUCACUUUCCACACACAGCGCCUUUAUUGUGUACACUAAUGGCAGAGAAUACUACACAGAAGUCCAUCUCCAUUGCUUUUUGCGUAAGCUCUAUUCGUCAUGAUUUGUCACUCAGCAAGUACCGUAAACAGAAGCAGCCCCCCCCCUGGAAAUACUAAAAAUGGUGCACAUCCAGGGGGUGACUGCUUCUGUUUACAGUACUUGCUGAGUGACGAAUCAUGACGAAUAGAGCUUACGCAAAAAGCAAUGGAAAUUGACUUCUGUGUAGUAUUCUGUGCUAAUUGCAAGCUAGGUAAAACGUUAGCGCAAACAAAAGUUUUACAUUUAACUAUAGUUGGUAUAUAUAAUAGUUUUGUUUGUGGAAACACCACGUAAAUUUAUUACUGCAGUAAUGGGUCAUUCCAGAAAACAUCCAUACCGCCCCCACAGAGGAAAUAGGAAGUUAACCCCCCUACCCCCUUCGGAUAUCCUAAUACAUUUACUAUUAUCAGAAACAAUUUUUUCUUCCCUCCCCCUCCGGACGGCAGAAAUUUCCUCCGUGGGGGGGAGUAUGGAUCUUUUCUGGAACGACUCAAUAAAUUUAUGUGGUGUUUCCACAAACAAAACUAUUAUAUUUUAUCGCCAUGCAAACAUACAAAGAACUUAGUUGGUAUAUAACCGACAGUUUACUAAAUAGCUGGCUGUUGGCUAUAUACUAGUCACUUUGGAUUAAAAACAACAUAAAUAAUAUUUUCCAUCAAGCACAAUGCCAAACAAUUUGAUAUUUAUCCAUUACAUUAGUAUAUAUAUAUAUAUAUAUAUAUAUAUAUAUAUAUAUAUAUAUAUAUAUAUAUAUAUAUAUAUAUAUAUAUAUAUAUAUAUAUAUAUAUAUAGAGGAACUUGUGGUUAGAGCUCGACAACUGGUCUCUUUGUUACAGUGCUCUACUAGCAUCUCAGGACUGCACGGUUAGGUCUAAAAAUUAUAUAUUGUCAAUUUUCACUUGAAACGUUUAGUGUUAGAUGACAAGGGCCUUGCACAUUAAUGGUUGAAAACAGGGGUAGACAUACUGUGGGAUUGUAGAGGCUGUGCACCCCACCUAGUCGAGUGUGGCACCCCCUAGGAAAAUCUAGCAUGUGCAGCCAAAAAAUCUGCUUGACCAUACAUUUUCUACUUUUUGAAUAGUGAUUAGUGGAUCGAACUUGUACUGUUAGCGCGUAUCGAUUUCUUGAAGCAAUUUAAUUGUUUGUGAGCUCACACGAAAAUACUCAGAAUGCUUUAGUGCAAUAUCAUGGUUAAAUAUGUGAACAUAUCAAGGUUGUUAUACAGCCAUAUUUUCAAAUAUACUGUACUGUACUUUAACCCAUUGAGUGGCUGCUCUUUCCCCCUGACGAGUAAAAUCAUCUGGUGUUAGACAGAGUAAAAUAAUAAAGUAGGGCACAUCUGGCCACAUUGCCACUUAAAGGGUUAAUAUUUGCAAAUUUACUGUACUGUGCUGCAGCAACUGUCCAGUCACAUAUUUGUGAUAAAAAGUCGAUAUAAACUUUAAUAAUGUAAAACGUAACAGAACGGCAAACAUGCAGAUUCGGCAUCUCAAAUAAUGGUAAUGUUGGGAGAGUAUAGCGUUGCAGACUGCAGAGGAGAGUGGGCAGUAAGGCUCCCUCAUGCACCACCCCAGGGAAAACCUACACCCCUCCUUGCAAGUGAGGCUAGAUCUGCCCUUGGAUAAAAAACUAAACAUGCAUACUGUUUUCCACAUUUUCCAAACACUUUCGUGUACUAUUUCUCUUUACCAAGGACUUACUGUAGACUUGCUUUUUAUUCACAGGUUUUAAAUUCCUAUUCCAAGUUUGUUGUCAUCCCCAGAAAACUAAUGAUUGGCAAAAGACUAUCACAAUGUAUGCAUCCUGCUUUACCAAGCGGUGUUCAUCUCAAAGCAUUAGAGACGUACAACCUGAUAUUCGAGCGUAUCGGCAAGAAACGCUUGUCACAAGAUCUGUUUAUCUAUAGCGUUGGACUGUUCCCGUUAAUGAGUCACUCGGCGAUGUCAGUGAAGCCUGCAUUAAUGAAAUUGUACGAGGAACAUUUCUUACCUUUGGGCAUGGCACUUGUGCCUAGUCUGCCUGGGUUGUUACUCGGACUUUUACCUGGAAUUGAGGAGGGGUCUGAUUAUACAGAAAGGUAUCAAGCUAUAUUAUUUUGAGAUCACGCAUCCAUUUUAGCAACUUUGUGACCAUCAACAAGUUUGCCAUAUAUGUACAGAAAAAAAACACUGAAAAGCUCCAAUGGGGAGUGUUCAAUUAAAUAUUGUAUUUGUAUUUGAAUUUUGUACAGUACAUCGUUUUUACAAAGCCUAAAAACACCUCUUUUCAUGAAAUUAAACAAUGUUUUUGCUUGUUUUAAUUGAUAUUGACUUUUAAUUUGAUAUUGACUUCAAUUUGUUAUUUAUAAGAAGCAAUUUUUUCAAUGUUUCAAAUUUGUGAUAAAAGUUAAAAUCCUCUCGAAAUUACUUUGUUUUAGGUUUAUUUUGUACUUUACACCGUCAGCAACCUUUUAAAAUUUAUCUGGUUGUUGAAACGUAUAGAAACACAAAAUAAUAGUUAGUAUUGUCAAUUUCAACACUAUCAUUGAUGCUUUCAAAUUGAAGCCAUACGUAUACAGCAAAUAAUAUAAGAAAAACUUACCAUACUUCAGACAUUAUUUUCUCUUUGGCGUGCCAUCUAAAAUCUCUUCAUUUUAGCAUAAUUUUACAGACAAAGCACUAAAUCUCAUGCUCACAUGGUUCAAACCCUAGCUUUCUACUAAUUGGAUCAUUUGAAUUUGAAGUUAUAAUAUUCACCAAAAUAUAUUGUAUAUUUAUUUUGUCAUUAUUCUUCCAAUAGGACGAUAUCUCUGCUAGAAUCAUUCAGUGUUGCGACAGAUAUAGAUGUAUUCUUUGAUGCAUUGUGGCAAUCAGUGAUCACGACUCCUGUUGGCCGACUGCCUGCUUCAAUAUUCCUACUUUCACGACUCGAUAAACAUUUACCACCAACGGAACAGCAACAUUUGUUGGGAAGGAAUCAUGCAUUUAUGGU
Molecule: messenger RNA, 4367 nt
Organism: Paramuricea clavata
Lineage: Eukaryota; Metazoa; Cnidaria; Anthozoa; Malacalcyonacea; Plexauridae
Source: the annotation of a GenBank genome assembly